UAGAAUAAUGUAGGCGUAAGUAUGUAUGGAUCUCCAUUGAAGUCCAGCUAGGCAAGCCGCAAGCGUAGCUUCGACUCGCAGAAGACGCGCCUAUCUGUCUCUCUCAGCAAGCUCACACUCUUUGCGCAGAGACAGGGAGAGCAAGUGAGAGAGAGAGAGAGAGAGAGUUCAACCACUGACCAAAAGUUAAAGAAAGGAAAAAAAAGCAAAGAGAGUGAACGAAAAUCAAAGCACCAUUUCUCACUCUUCUCACUCUCAGAUUCGCUCAAAUUCUUGCUACUCUGGUCAUAUGAUGAAUUGGACUUGUGAUUUUGCUGGGAUCACUAAUACUUUUUUUAAAGUAUAAGUGCCUUAUAUAGUCAACUUGACCUGGUAGUUUUGAUAUCCAUUAUUCACACUACAUGCCAUCCUGCUCAGAUCCCACAAGUUUAUGAUCAGAACCUUUUGAAGUGUAAUGCAUUCCACUCUAAUACACGUCCAUCUUUGCUGGUGCGUUUUGUGUGGACAUCUGUUUAUGUAUGUGCUUUCCCUUGGUUCGGCACAAUAUGGAAUAGGGCCUAUUCAGACUGAUAAUGGUUCAUAUGUCCAUUCGUUGAAAUCUCUAAACUAUGCUCCUGAUACUAGGUCCUUAACCCAAAUUCGAAGUACAUGUCCUUUUCUGCUUAGUGAUUCAGUAUCUUGUGAAAAUCUUGAAGGUGUUGGAUCUUUCAGUACCACAUGCCUGCUGAAUACUAACAUAUAUUUGGAUUCUGAUCUUCAUGUAAAUGGUUCUGGGAAUAUCGAGAUACUUCCUCAUGUUAUGAUAUCUUGUCCUAUAGAAGGCUGUUUGAUCAGUAUAAAUGUAUCAGGAAACAUCAAAGUGGGUAAAAGUGCAUCCAUAGCUGCUGGUUCUGUUGUUCUAGUUGCUGCCAAUAUCACUAUGGAGUAUGGCUCUUCUAUAAACACGACUUCCUUGGGUGGAUCACCACCUUCUCAGACGAGUGGUACACCAGUGGGAUAUGAUGGAGCUGGUGGAGGACAUGGUGGACGAGGAGCGUCCUGUUUGAAAGGCAAUCAAACAAAUUAUUGGGGAGGGGAUGUUUAUUCUUGGUCUACUCUAUCUGAGCCCUGGAGUUAUGGGAGUAAAGGUGGCGGCACAUCUAUGGAGCAUAAAUUUGGUGGAAGGGGUGGCGGACGUGUCAGGAUUGAAGUGAAGGACACUUUAUAUUUGAAUGGGUACAUUAUGGUCGAAGGUGGGGAUGGUGGAUCAAGAGGUGGAGGGGGCUCUGGUGGAAGCAUUAUCAUACGUGUGCUGAAACUAAAGGGAUUCGGUACUAUAAGUGCUGCUGGUGGGAGAGGAUGGGGCGGUGGUGGAGGUGGAAGGAUAUCACUGAAGUAUCAUAGUAGACAAGAAGAUGUAAAAGUCACCAUGCAUGGUGGUUGUAGUAUUGGCUGUCCUCAGAAUUCUGGAGCAGCUGGUACUUAUUUUGACGCCUCUGUACUUAGUUUAAGAGUUGGGAACGAUAAUAUCACAACAGAAACAGAAACUCCUUUGCUGGAUUUUUCAACCAGUCCAUUGUGGUCAAAUGUCUAUGUGGAGAACAAUGCAAAAGUAUUAGUUCCCCUGAUCUGGACCAGAGUUCAGGUGAGAGGACAGAUAAGUCUUCUUUGUGGGAGCAGUAUAAUUUUUGGCCUCUCUGAUUACCCAGUUUCAGAAUUUGAGGUUGUUGCCGAAGAACUGUUGAUGAGUAAUUCCAGCAUAAAGGUUUAUGGUGCACUCAGAGUAUCUGUCAAAAUGCUACUCAUGUGGAACUCUACUAUCCAAAUUGAUGGUGGUGGAACUGUUACCAUCUCUAUUCUUGAAGUCAGGAACCUUGUUGUUCUCACGGAAACCUCAGUCAUUAGUUCCAACAAAAACUUAGCUGUAUACGGGCAGGGACUUCUGACAUUAACUGGCCGUGGCGAUGCAAUCAAAGGCCAAAGGCUUUCCUUGUCACAAUUUUACAACAUCACUGUUGGACCGGGUUCUGUACUUCAGGCCCCAUUGGAUGACGACAAUAGCAAGAAUGUUGUGACAAAGUCACUUUGUGAGAGUCCAAUAUGCCCAAUGGAUUUGAUUACUCCACCUGAUGAUUGCCAUGCUAACUAUACAUUAUCAUUUUCAUUGCAGAUUUGUCGUGUUGAAGACAUUCUUGUAAGCGGUGUUAUAAAAGGAAGCAUUAUUCACAUCCAUCGGGCAAGGACUGUUAUUGUUGACUUGGAUGGAAUGAUAACUGCAUCAGAAUUUGGAUGCAGAAGAGGCGUUGGUCAGGGAAACUACUCGAAUGGAGCCGGUGGUGGUGCUGGACAUGGGGGAAAAGGAGGAUCUGGAUUUUACAAUGGUAUAUUGACUAGAGGUGGGAACAAAUAUGGUGAUGCUGAACUACCAUGUGAAUUAGGUAGCGGGACCCAAGGCCCUGAUGGCUCAUCUAGAAAUUUAGCUGGAGGUGGGAUGAUAGUGCUCGGAUCUCUGCAGUGGCCUCUUCUAAUUCUCCAACUUAAUGGUUCUAUGAGGGCUAAUGGUCAGAGUUUAACUACAUUUGCAUCCAAGAGUAAUGAUAGUUUGAUAGCUGGACUUGGUGGUGGCUCUGGUGGCACAAUUCUCCUUUUCCUUGAAGCACUAGUUAUUUUGGAGAACUCCACUUUGUCAGUUUCAGGAGGUCAUGGUGGUCCACAUGGUGGAGGCGGUGGUGGCGGUGGAAGAGUUCAUUUUCAUUGGUCUAAGAUAGAUGUGGGAAAUGAAUAUACUCCACUUGCUACAAUAACUGGUACAAUUGACAAUAGUGGGGGUGCUGGAGAUGGCGGAGGGCAACAUGGAGAUGAUGGGACUAUUACUGGAAAAAAAUGUCCAAAAGGUCUCUUUGGUAUAUUCUGCGAGGAAUGCCCUAUUGGCACAUACAAGGAUGUUGAGGGCUCAAAUGCCAGUCUCUGCAUUCCCUGUCCACUAGAGCUUCUUCCAAAUCGUGCAAGCUAUAUUUAUACCCGAGGGGGAGUUAGUCGAAGAUCAUGCCCAUAUAGAUGUAUAUCUGACAAAUACAGGAUGCCAAACUGUUAUACACCUCUGGAAGAGCUUCUAUAUACAUUUGGUGGACCGUGGCCUUUUUCCUUUCUUCUGUCAUUUGUUCUAGUGCUUACAGCUCUGUUGUUAAGCACCUUACGAGUUAAAUUUGUGGGAUCAAAUACUUCACAUCAUACAGAAAGUUCAAUCGAACAACAAAGUCAUCAGCAUUUUCCUUAUCUCCUCUCCCUUUCAGAGGUUCGAGGUACCAGAGCUGAAGAAACACAAAGCCAUGUUUUUAGAAUGUAUUUCCUGGGUCCAAAUACAUUCAGAGAACCUUGGCAUCUUCCUUAUUCUCCUCCCAAUGCAAUUAUUGAGAUAGUGUAUGAGGAUGCUUUUAAUAGAUUCAUUGAUGAGAUCAACUCUGUUGCUGCGUAUGACUGGUGGGAGGGAUCAGUUCACAGUAUCCUAUCUGUGCUUGCAUAUCCUUGUGCCUGGUCCUGGAAACAAUGGCGCAGGAGAAAUAAGAUCCAACGUCUUCAGGACUAUGUUAAAUCUGAAUAUGAUCAUUCAUGCCUGCGAUCAUGCCGUUCGAGGGCCCUCUACAAAGGAAUGAAGGUUGGAGCAACCCCGGACUUGAUGGUUGUAUUCAUUGAUUUCUUCCUUGGAGGUGAUGAAAAACGAGUGGAUAUGGUAACCAUUAUCCAGAAAAGGUUUCCUAUGUGCAUAAUUUUUGGUGGGGAUGGGAGCUUUAUGUCACCUUAUAAUCUUCAUACCGAUGCAUUGAUGACAAAUCUUAUUGGGCAGCAUGUACCUGCAACUGUUUGGAAUCGUUUGGUAGCAGGUUUGAAUGCUCAACUAAGAAUAGUAAGGCACCGAGCAAUUCGUUAUGCUUUACUUCCUGUUAUUGAUUGGAUAAAGACACAUGGAAAUCCCCAACUUGCAUUCCAUCAAGCAAGGAUUGAACUGGGAUGGUUUCAGGCCACUGCCACUGGUUAUUAUCAGCUAGGUAUUUUGGUGAUAGUUGGUGAUAAUUCUCUUAACUCACACCAGGGUGAUUUGACACCCAGGAUUCAUGAGACCUACCCAAGCAAUGAUGCUAUUAGUACCCAGAGAAGUUUUCAGCAGCUACAACAGAGUCAAUCUAUAGGCCAUGGAUUAACCAGUAAACGGAUCACAGAUGGGAUUAAUGGAGGUUUAAUAAACAUUGCUACUAUAAAGUCUUUGGAGGUUAGAAGGGACCUACUGUUUCCCGUCUCUCUUCUAUGGCAUAACACAAGACCUGUUGGGCGUGAGGAUACCCUGCAGCUGCUCAUAUCUGUGAUGCUUUUAGCUGAUCUUUCAGUCACCCUUCUUAUGCUUGUUCAAUUUUAUUGGAUCUCUCUCGGCGCUUUCCUUGCUGUCUUGCUCAUCCUUCCUCUAUCUUUGCUUUCUCCAUUCCCAGCUGGCUUGAAUGCCUUAUUUAGCAGAGGUUACAAGAGAGCUUCCCUUGCUCGCAUCUAUGCAUUAUGGAAUGCAACCUCUUUGGCAAACAUUAUGAUUGCUUUUAUUUGCGGUGUGGUUCAUUACGGCCUCGCCUAUUUCCAGCCACCCGAGGAUAUUAACAUGUGGAACACAAAAAGGGAGGAUGACAAAUGGUGGCUCCUGCCAACCAUCCUGUUGUUGUUUAAGGCGAUUCAAGCCCGUUUUGUGGACUGGCACAUAGCAAACCUAGAAGUUCCAGAUUUUUCUCUGUAUUGCCCAGAUGCCGACACUUUUUGGGCAUACGAGCCUUCUUAAGAACUUUCAACAGCUCCAAAAGAUGCUCCUGGAUCGAUCAAUUAAGCCAGCCAGUCAGUCAGUCAUAGCCAUAUUGUGAAUUCGUUCUGUAUAGGUCUCUCUUUCUUUUUCUCUCUUCCAUGUUCAUGGUGGUUUGGUUUUUGUAAUGGUAGUAGUAAUGGAAAGAGAACCUGAUAUAAACUGAAGAAACUUAAUUUUUUUCAUUGAAAUGAGCCAUGUCCAUAAUAGAUAAGAUUUAGUAGAUGGAGGAUGGUAGAGAAAAUGACUCUAGAGGAUAAUAGGUCACCUGGAAUUCAGACAUGAAAAAGUUUUGUACAGCCACGAAGAUGGAAAAGAAAAUGACUCAAAUAUUACUGUGAUAGUG
Molecule: messenger RNA, 5159 nt
Organism: Impatiens glandulifera
Lineage: Eukaryota; Viridiplantae; Streptophyta; Magnoliopsida; Ericales; Balsaminaceae
Exons: 23
Coding region: 455-4795 (1446 amino acids)
Source: RefSeq, a predicted model, not a curated record